UCCUUCUCACGUCAAUUUUCUGAAGCCCCGGCUACAGCCACCGUCAUGAAGAGGGAGGGUCGCCAACAUGGAAUGGUCAGGUCUUACCAGAUUCUACCCCCAUCCCUCAACCCCCGACCCAAGACCCGAUACCUGAACCGCUUCGAUUCACCUCCCACCGCCGGCCUCUUCGCCAAGGUUCCCUCUAAACCCACCAACCACUCCAAGUUCACCGGCAAGUGUGCUGUCCCCGGCUGCAAUGCCUGCCACAUCCUCCCAUCCUCCAAGUCCAGGCACAAGGCCAAAGGCACCCACAAGCUCAAAUCCUCCGACGUCGGCCGCAACGCUCGCCUCGCCUCCUGGCGGGUUGUUGAUGCCCGACCAGGUUUCACUCCUCCCGGCCUAUCCGUGACCCGGAUGUUGGAUCAUCUCUCAGUUGACAACUCCGAAGACGAAGGUGAUGAGGAGGAGGUCGGUGGUUGUUCUGUGAGUCCGAAGGGUUCCUAUUGUUUUGCUGACCUAUUUCGAAGUGGUUACAAUGCUGAGAAUCGGUGUGAUGACGACGAAAAUGGUUUUUGCGAGGGCGAUUGGGUGAGUAAUGAAUAUGAUGAGGCUUUCAUUUCUGAGAUGGGAUUGCAGGUCGAAGAAGAUGGGGAUUGGUAUUUCGUGGAAUCGUAUUCGUGAUUGAUAAUUAAGUGUUAAAUUGCUGAGAUUGUGAUGCGGUUAAGGGGUUUAAGUUCGGACUUGAAUUGCUCAAUUCAAAUAUUUCCGAUGAUUAGUGGAAGGUCAGUGCUGUUGCUGAUGUGUCGUGUUGUGCUUAUCCACUUGGCAUUUUCUUUCGGUGGACAAGAUUAAGAUGAAACAAGCUGAAAUUGUUCUUUGGCCAAAAUGAUUACCUCACGUAAUCAUCAUUGUUACUAAGGUCAUCACAAAUCUGUAUUUUCUUCUUCUUGUUUUUUUUUUUUUUGGCAAUCUGUUUUAUUUUCAAACCCCUGUGAACGUAGAUAUAAAUAUAUAUAAUUUCAUUUCAUAGAA
Messenger RNA from Prosopis cineraria, 1014 nucleotides. RefSeq lists its product as uncharacterized. Lineage: Eukaryota; Viridiplantae; Streptophyta; Magnoliopsida; Fabales; Fabaceae. Bases 46 to 663 code for a protein of 205 amino acids. The record is from RefSeq and is a predicted model, not a curated record. The transcript has a single exon.